AGGAGUGAUGUUCAUCGAUAUAACCAUAUUGGGUUUAGCGCUAGUUGCUCUCUUCAGCACCACAAUAAUCUCGCAACUCCAGUCGACAUCAGAAGAAAUUACCUUACUCUUCACACAUGCUGACAAUUUGCUUGGCUAGACCCCUCAUCUACGAAAUUAGAAUGCCAACAUGAAGCAACUGCUUUGGGGUUCCAGCUCGAGACACCGACCUUCUCCGUCGACAUGACCAGUAUCGCACUGUUCGCCGAAUACUUGCUUCGCAUCCGCACCCUGAGCCUCUACAUUUCCCUCGCGACGUCGCACACGGAGGAGACGAAGGCAACAUUGUCCGCCGACCGAGAGCAUGUCACCGUCACGCACGAAGGCGAGAGCGCCACCAUCCGACUACCCACCAGGAUCCGCGGGGGUGGUGAAGCUGCUCUAACCCUACCCGAUGUGAGGGAGCAGGGACUCGGGAGCAAAGAACUAACCCUAAGGCUUGCACUGGAAGAGAGAGAAGGCGAGGAAGGACAGCUUAUACCUCGAGGGGAUGGGGACGCAGAGAACGUGGUGCCGUGGGAUGCACAGUCCCUGGCAAAUGUGAAGGCGAUCGCGUGCAAGGGCUGCGGGAACCCCUUGCUUCAAGGAACUUCCAUAACGUCCCCGUCUUCAAAAGAUGGCCUGAAUGACUGGAACGAUCUGCCGAGUGAAAACUGGGCGGAGAUGAUGGACUUCUGGCACUGUCACAAACCCGACCCCGAUCAUGGAGUCGGCAAUGCCGGAUCGACGAAAGGCUACGCUGCUGCGAACAAGGUCAGAGCCCAGAAAAGCGUAGGUCUGGUAGGCCUUGGACAUUUGCUAUUUCAUGGACCGGAUUGUCGAGGGGUAAGGAUAGAUGAACAAGGAAACAAUCAACACUUGCUCUGCGAAUCGUGUAGGAGCCCCCUUGGAGUCGUUGAUGAAAUGGCCGAAGGCUUCAAGAUAUUCAAAUGGGCAGUCUCAGUUUCGUCCCCAAAUUUAACCGCACCGUUCUUUAAGACUCAGAAAUGGGCGGCAGCCACACUGCUUCAUGAGGUUGAAACAACGGGCGUGCGAAAGUACAUAGUCAAGGAAGAGGAUUCCAGUGCCGGGCAAGAAAGACUUCUGGUUUGGAUAUUCACCCCCGACCUCUACUUCUCCAGCAGCGUUUCCAGCACGCACCGGUCUGACCCAACUCGCGCCAUGAAGGUUUUGUGGCAACCACUUCGCAGGGACGCAUACCAUGCCCCGGAAUAUAAAUCCACCGAGGAAAUGGAGUUACCGACGUCCCUGUACACGACGCUGGAGAGGACUUUGAAGGGGAGCGUCCAGUUGCUUCCGCGGUCCGCACGCGACUCCGCACCAGCUGGAUGGAGCCUGGGGAUGGUGGAACGGUUCAAACAUAGCGACAUAUCGUGAACGGCAUGCUGUCCGCUCGCCAUUCGAAGAAGGUACUCGGGACAGGAACAUUCACAAUUCGUGCGGGAGCUAGAUCAUAUAUCCACAGGCACUACUCCCGCCAAUAUAGCAUGGAACCAUCCG
Molecule: messenger RNA, 1539 nt
Organism: Eremomyces bilateralis CBS 781.70
Lineage: Eukaryota; Fungi; Ascomycota; Dothideomycetes; Eremomycetales; Eremomycetaceae
Exons: 4
Coding region: 223-1416 (397 amino acids)
Biological process (GO): protein autoubiquitination; proteasome-mediated ubiquitin-dependent protein catabolic process; protein monoubiquitination
Cellular component (GO): cytosol; nucleus; ubiquitin ligase complex
Molecular function (GO): cyclin binding; ubiquitin protein ligase activity; ubiquitin conjugating enzyme binding
Source: RefSeq, a predicted model, not a curated record